This is a messenger RNA of Magallana angulata, 1379 nucleotides long. Its product is annotated as putative nuclease HARBI1. The coding region runs from base 206 to 1234 and encodes 342 amino acids. The record is from RefSeq and is a predicted model, not a curated record. The transcript is spliced from 6 exons. NCBI's taxonomy places the organism in Eukaryota, Metazoa, Mollusca, Bivalvia, Ostreida, Ostreidae.
GGCCCCGGGGCCACGAACGUCUUGAGUCGAACUCAACGGUCUUUUUCUACUCAAAUCUGAGAAUUUUCUCAAAUCUCUUGAGUUUCACUCAAGAAAGUGUGCCACGAAAAUAGAGUCUCACUCAAGCUGAGAAAAGUCUUGAGUUUUUCUCAAAAUAUCUGAGAUUGCUUAGCACCUGUCUCAAGCGUUUCACUCAGCAUUCAAAAUGGCUGCCAGACGUAUCCUUCUGUGGAAUAUGAUGCGAGUUCCGAGGCGAACAGUGCGAGACCGUAGCAAUCCAUUAGAGCUUUUGUCCGAGGAUGACAUUUUUCAAAGAUAUCGCUUUAGAUCCGCCACGAUCUUCUUCAUUUGUAGCUUGAUUUCGGACCCCAUCACCCACCAGACGCAACGAAGCUGUCCCUUACCACCCCUUCUACAAGUCUUGGCAGCUCUGCGGUUUUAUGCCACUGGGUCUUUCUACCAGCUGAUCGGAGAUUCCCUCUGUGUAUCCAAAUCAGCUGUUGGACGUGCAGUUCGAGCAGUUACCUCCCUUUUAUCUGCUUUAUCUGCAAGAUUUAUAAAGUUCCCUUCACAAAACGACAUUUCAUCUAUAAGAACCAAAUUCUAUCAAUUGGCUGGGUUUCCAAAUGUGGUAUGCUGUGUCGAUGGGACUUUAAUUCGUAUUCGAUGUCCUGUGCAAAACGAGGCAGAGUUUGUUUGCAGGAAAGGAUAUUAUGCUCUAAAUGUCCAGAUGGCUUGCGAUGCUACAUAUCGUUUUGUAAAUUGCGUUGCAAAAUGGCCCGGGAGUGUACACGAUUCCCGUGUAUUUAAGGAAUCCUCACUAGCCAGGAUAUUUGAGACUAAUGCACGCACAGGUUUGAUCUUAGGUGAUUCUGGUUAUGCCUUGAAAAGAUAUUUGAUGGUACCCUACCUGACUCCAUCAAACAGAGCCGAAGAAAACUUCAAUAAUGCAUUGUGUCGUACAAGGGUAACGAUUGAGCAAGCGUUCGGUAUCCUCAAGAGGCGAUUUCCUUGCCUUCAAAUAGGAUUACGAGUUCAGCCAGAACAAGCUUGUUCUAUUGUGGUGGCCUGUGUUGUGCUGCACAAUCUGGGCAUUGAGCGACAGGACAUCGUUGACAUCCCACCGGUCAACAGACAGAUAGUGGACGAGGUCGCAUUGCCAGCUGUGAACGGAGGUCGGAAUGAAGGAAAGGCAGUGCGGGACCAUAUUGCACAGACCUUUUUUGCCAAUUGAUAAACUGAUUGACCACAAUGACUCACAAUCGGGGUUUUGGGAGCCGGAACGGUUGAACUAGUGGUGCUCAGAGAUGAUGACGUUGACUGGUUGCACUCCACGCUCGACUCGAAGUCCAUUACAUCUGAAUAAAAACCAAUCUUAU